This is a messenger RNA of Melozone crissalis (California towhee), 1716 nucleotides long. RefSeq names its product ELMO domain containing 3 (gene ELMOD3). The record is from RefSeq and is a predicted model, not a curated record. Lineage: Eukaryota; Metazoa; Chordata; Aves; Passeriformes; Passerellidae.
AUGGUGCCGCGGGAGCCGCGCUGUGCCGGGAGCCGGGAACGGCGGCACGAACGGGAACGGCGGGCACGGGGGUGGCUCCGGCACGGGGCGGGGGGACCGCGGGGAGGAGCGAGGGCGGGCACUGGGAGCCGGGACCGGGAAGUGGCGCCACGCCUUCGCCCCGUGCGCCUCCGUUUCCGCGUCGCGCGGUGCACGCCGGGAAUUGUAGUCCCGCGCGCCAUCUCUAGCGGGCGGAGCCUGGAACGGACUCCUGAGGGGCUGAGCGGGCUGGGACGGGCUCCUGAGGGGGUGUCAGUUGCCGGGACGCCCCCGUGCCACCAGCCCUUCUCUCCCGCAGGCCAUGAGCGGCGCCGCGGGCUGGGAGCGGCCGGAGGAAUGGCCACAGGAGCGGCCGGAGGAGCGGCAGCGCGUGGUGCCCCCGGCAAGUCCCGUCCCGAGCGUAUUGCAGCUCUGGGGCAGGGAGGCGUCCUGCAGGAGCUGGUGCUCGCAGACGGGCAGCCCCCAGCGCCUGGGAUCAGCGAGGAGCAGCGCCAGGCCCAGGAGGAGUGGGAGGCUCUGGAAGAGAUCCAGUCAGGGUUGGGGGGCACCUCGGGCGCGGCCCCCCCUCCGAUUUCCUUCUCGGAGGCGCUGCAGCACUUCCAGAGCGCGGAGCUGCCCUGCAGCCGGGGCUCGGCCCGGGCCCCGGCGCGCCGCGGCGUCCUGGCCGCCCUGCUGCGCUGCCUGCGCGGGCCGCCCCGGCUGCGCCCGCAGCUCCGCGGCGAGCAGGAGCUGGCGCUGGCCAUGGCACAGUGUGCCCUGGAUGACUCGGAGCGGGUGCACAUGCGGAUCCUGCAGACCAUCUACCGGCAACUGACGCGCUCCAGGCUGGGCUGCCCGCGCUACGGGGCACACUGGGAGGAGCUGGGCUUCCAGGGUGCAGAUCCUGGCACUGACCUGCGUGGGACAGGAAUGCUGGGGCUGAUGCAGAUCCUGUUCUUUGUCCUGGAUUCCCGGACGCUGCCGCUGGCACGGGAGAUCUUCCAGCUCUCCCAGCAUGAAACCCAGAAUUUUCCCUUCUGCAUCAUGUCUGUGAACAUCACCCGGAUCGUGAUCCAGGCGCUGCAGGAGGAGCGGCUCUCCCGGGAGUGCAACCGGCGGCAGCAGGUGAUCGCGGUGCUCAACGACCUCUACGCCGCCGCCUUCCUGCGCCUCUCCCGCCUCUGGGAGCAGCAGCACGGCACCGUGGCCAACGCUGGCUUCUUCCUCAAGGAGCUGGAGUUAUCCACCAAAAAGAAGCCGAGGCAGCUGCUGAAAUCCCUGGAAGCCUACCUGAGCCGUGGCCUUCGGCCUCCCUCCCCUCCCUCCUCCCAGAUCCACUUCAGCAGCAUUUGUGACCCUGGCGUGGAGCUGGAGGGGGACGCCUGACUGUGGAAUUUUCUGGAAGCAAAGGAGGAGGAGGUGGUGGAGCAGGGGAUUCCGUGCGAGGCCCCCGCCCCUCCGCAGCUCAACCGGGGCCGCUUUGGCCUCUCCAGGCCGCUGCACCCCGUGGGCUCGGAGCCGUGGGACGGACAGAGCUGGGGACGGGGCUGGUGGCCCCGGGGUGGUGGGGACCGGGACCGGGGUGGUGGGACCGGCCCUGGGGGCACCGGGACCGGGACGGGCCGGGAGCGGCGGCGGGGCAGGCGCGGUGUCCGCAGCGGUGCUGGGGAGCCCGGGGUGACGGGGACCCAGGGGUGA